UCGGACAAUCAGACUACACCUUCAUUGAGAGUGACUCCAUACAGACUUUUCAGUUUAAUUCAACCGGCUCUGUGGGGGGUCCAUUCAGUAACUACUCCGUCGAUCCACAUAGCUACCGCUCAUUUAGAGCCGUUUUCGUCGUGGGCACAACUACUGUGCCAGCUGAUGUGAUACCCGGCAUGAGUGAUCAGACCUUUUUUUUUCAUAGUGACGCUAUUGGGGCUUCUGUGGACACUUACUCAUUCACAAUUGUUCAAGACUCACUUGUCGAGUACGAUGAGGAGUUUGCUUUUGCGUUUUCAUCCACUGACACCUAUGUUGUCUUGGCUGAGACACAUAUGAUUUUCUUCAUUGCUAACGACGAUCUUUUGCCUGUUGCCUUUUGUGAGCCCAACUCGACAGUAACGGAGGGAGAUGGGUCAGUCACGGUAUAUCUUGAAGUGGAUUCAUCCCUAACAGCCAUUCCCAUUGACCUGGAGAUAAUCACUCUGCCCAUCAGUGCUACAGCUGGUGAUGAUUAUGAAAACAGGACUUCGACCAUUGUGAAAGUACUUCCUGGAGUUAACACCACUUAUCAGGUCAACUACACCAUCGUCGAUGACGACGCCCUCGAACUAGAUGAGAGUUUCCUGGUAACGUUACAAGUUGCCCCAGGGGACAGCCGGUUUACUAGCAGAGUUGGAGGCAAUCACACAGUAGUUAUCACUGAUGACGCUUUAGAUAGAGAGGUAUCAAUUAUUGUUUCCAAUGGAGACGGAGUUUCGGGGGCUUACUUCAGCGAAGGAGACUUGGUCGACAUCAAUCUAACACUUGACGUUAAAGAGUUAGCAGCAAACAUCUCGUUUGAUGUGUCAUUCUCUGAUGGUACUGCUCUUCAAGGAAGUGACUAUUUUUUACCAGUAUUUUUUGUUAUAUCUUUUUCACCUGGUUCCCUUACUUGGACUCAGGAGAUUGUAAUUAUUGAUGAUGACAUCACCGAAGAUAUUGAGUAUUUUUCGUUAUAUAUAACAUCACUCGAUAAUAACAUCACUAUCGUCAAUGGGAGCAAUAUCCAGUUGUUUAUUUCCAGUGAUGACAUUUCUGAAUUGGUCUUCUUUUCUGACCCUUUGAUAACCAUCAACGAAAGAGACUCUAUCAACGUAUCUAUACGUAUUAACGGGAUGGCUGAGUCGCCUGACAUAUUCCAAGGUCUUAUCUCCGUUGUUGCCGUGGAAGGAACAGCAAUAACAAAUUCGGAUUUUACACUACUUUUGUCUGAUGUAAUCUCGCCAACAAUGGCCAUUUCCGUCACUGUUAUGGCGCUUGCAGACACUGUUAUUGAGAAUGAAGAGAGCCUUGUACUACAACUGAAUAUAUCAGACACCUCCUACUUGAGACUUGGAGACAGGAAUAACGUAACCGUGGAGAUUAAGGACGAGCCUUUCUCCGUGUCUAGUACGCUGAGUUUUAACGGCACCAAUAGCUUCCUAGAGACAGCUAAUGUUGUGUAUGUCCAAGUUACCCUGGUGUUGGAGAAUGCCACACUGGAAACAGACCUCACGUUUGGUGUGAUGGCCUUGGAUGAAACUGGAAUAAUGGGCAUAGAUUUUGAGGUGUUGAACUUCACGGUGACCUUUAGUGGCUCUGCUCUAACUCAACGAGUCUACCUGCUUAUCUAUGAGGACAAUCUAUCGUCCGAUGACAGGCAAUUCUCUCUCGCAUUCAUUACGAAUAAUAAUUUUAUAGUCUUCGUUGGGGGUAAUGUGGUGAAAGUUCAGCUUCUUAACGAGGACGAUCCGUGUAAAUUUGACCCUUGCGAUGAAAUGGCCAACUGUACCAGAAACAGUUCUUCAAAUUUCAUUUGCACUUGCUUACCUGGUUACUCAGGCAACGGCACAGUGUGUAUGGACGUUGACGAGUGCCAGUUGCAGGGAACAGGAAAUUGUAGCGAACAUGCUGAUUGUAACAACGUUGACGGUAGCUUUACAUGCAAUUGCACCAUGGGAUUCACAGGAGAUGGAUUCAACUGUACUGACAUCAACGAGUGUGAGUUGGACACAGAUAAUAAUUGUGACGAGAAUGCUGUUUGCAGAAACACUAUCGGGGGCUUUAACUGCACCUGUGUCCCUGGCUACAAGAGCUACGGAACAUUGUGUACAGAUAUUGAUGAGUGUACAAACGGGACAGAUGAUUGCCAUAACUAUGCCACUUGUAACAACACCAUGGGCAGUUUUGAGUGCACCUGUGAUGAAGGAUAUGCUGGAGAUGGUGAAACCUGCGUUGACAUCAACGAGUGUGUGUUGGAUACGGAUAAUUGUGACGAGAAUGCCGAAUGUAAUAACACUAUCGGAAGUUUCAACUGCACCUGUGACCCUGGCUACAUGGGAGACGGAACAAUGUGUACAGAUGUUGAUGAGUGUGCACAAGGGAUAGAUAAUUGCCGUGACUACGCCACAUGUAACAACAUCAUGGGCAGCUUUGAGUGUACCUGUGAUGAAGGAUUUACUGAAGACGGUGAAACCUGCAUUGACAUCACCGAGUGUGUGUUGGACACGGAUAAUAAUUGUGACGUGAAUGCCGAAUGUAAUAACACUAUCGGAGGUUUCAACUGCACCUGUGUCCCUGGCUACAUGGGAGACGGAACAAUGUGUACAGAUGUUGAUGAGUGUGCACAAGGGGUAGAUAAUUGCCGUGAUUACGCCACUUGUAAUAACACCAUGGGCAGCUUUGAGUGUACCUGUGAUGAAGGAUUUACUGAAGACGGUGAAAUCUGCAUUGACAUCAACGAGUGUGUGUUGGAUACGGAUAAUAAUUGUGACGAGAAUGCCGAAUGCAAUAACACUAUCGGAGGUUUCAAUUGCACCUGUGAUCCUGGCUACAUGGGAGACGGAACAAUGUGUACAGGAAUGAUGUUUGGUGACGAUCCUCACUUCAGCGUAGUGUUACCUGGCAGAAAGUUGCUCUGUUUCUCCGUUAUGGGACAACAUCACCUCAGUUACAAUCUCAUCAGUAACCCAAACCUACUCAUGAAUGCCAUAUUUGCUCCUGACUCAAGAAGGGAGGAAGUCACUUGGAUUGGAACCCUAGGAAUUAUUGCAAAGAAUACGACAACUGGACACAUUCAAACAAAACUGAAAUUUGAGGCACUACCUUGGAGAGUUUCAAUAAUCGAUAAAGCUACUCUAUACCCCAAAAACAUCGAAAAGAUAGUGAUUAAAAACGGAAAGGUGUUGAUAUCGGAGUCUAUGCCAACAAUUGGUUUCAAGUAUCCAUCAGUUCUCGUCAUUCUUGAAGAUUCUGGUCUCAAGUUUACGGUCAAGUUUAUGAAUGAGCAUCUGGACAUGUUCUGGCACAACACAGCUCAACAGCACAGCGACUCACAUGGGCUUAUUGGCCAGUUCUUCCGUGAUGGAGUUGAGAUCGAUGAGGUGCGUAAGAUCCUGAUUAUGCCCAGUAAGGAACCUGUCCCAGUGAUGCGUCGUCCUGUCUGGGCCUUCAUGGAGAGAGAGGACAAAGACGACCAGCUUUGCUGGACCGCCAUGAAUCCUGGAUACCAGGGAGAGGGGCUCAUUGAUGGCAAGCCUAACAACUAUCUAGUUGACAAUGUCCUUGACGAUAAGUUUAUGUACAAUGAUGUACUCUAACUUGAGAGACUAAGCUCACAGUCAUCUUUUUUGGUCAUUAUCACUUUGUCAGUACAAUAAUUGU
Messenger RNA from Halichondria panicea, 3687 nucleotides. RefSeq lists its product as uncharacterized. Gene Ontology annotation, molecular function: calcium ion binding. The record is from RefSeq and is a predicted model, not a curated record. Lineage: Eukaryota; Metazoa; Porifera; Demospongiae; Suberitida; Halichondriidae. Gene Ontology annotation, biological process: cell communication. The transcript is spliced from 19 exons. Gene Ontology annotation, cellular component: membrane. The coding region runs from base 180 to 3623 and encodes 1147 amino acids.